ACCCCACCCCCACCCCCACCCCACCCCUACCCCACCCCCUACCCCCACCCCCACCCCCUACCCCUACCCCCACCCCCACCCCCACCCCCUACCCCCACCCCAAACCCCCUACCCUACCCCCUAACCCCUAACCCCACCCCCACCCCAACCCCACCCCCAACCCCACCCCUACCCCUACCCCCACCCCACCCCCUAACCCUCACCCCAACCCCUACCCCACCCCCACCCCUACCCCCAACCCCUCACCCCACCCCCACCCCACCCCCACCCCCACCACCCACCCCCUACCCACCCCCAACACCCUACCCCACCCCCACCCCACACCCUACCCCCACCCCCUACCCCACCCCCACCCUCACCCCCACCCCCAACCCCACCCCCACCCCCACCCCCACCCCUACCCCCACCCCACACCCCUACCCCACCCCCUCCCCCUACACCCACCACCCUACCCCACCCCCCACCCCACCCCCAACCCCACCCCUCACCCCACCCCCAAACCCUCCCACCCCCUACCCCUACCCACCCACCCCCAACCCCACCCCCACCCCCACCCCCACACCCACACCCACCCCCAACCCCUACCCCCUCACCCACCCCCACCCCUAA
Molecule: messenger RNA, 609 nt
Organism: Hydractinia symbiolongicarpus
Lineage: Eukaryota; Metazoa; Cnidaria; Hydrozoa; Anthoathecata; Hydractiniidae
Exons: 1
Source: RefSeq, a predicted model, not a curated record